Messenger RNA from Mya arenaria, 1920 nucleotides. RefSeq names its product adenylate kinase 8-like. Gene Ontology annotation, molecular function: nucleoside diphosphate kinase activity; ATP binding; AMP kinase activity. The record is from RefSeq and is a predicted model, not a curated record. Gene Ontology annotation, cellular component: cytoplasm. The transcript has 10 exons. Gene Ontology annotation, biological process: nucleoside triphosphate biosynthetic process. Bases 55 to 1494 code for a protein of 479 amino acids. NCBI's taxonomy places the organism in Eukaryota, Metazoa, Mollusca, Bivalvia, Myida, Myidae.
UGACAUAGCAACCAGUAAACGUUGGAAAAGAAGAUAUAUAUUUUUACAUAAAAAAUGGAUCAAACAAAACGCCCGCUUUUGAUUCCUCCAGAAUUUGCAACAUAUGCAGAACAACAUGGAGUGUUCGAUAUGUAUAAGAGAAUGCUGGAACAGGUCAUUGUCAACAAACCUGAAAAUCCAAUACAGUUCCUGAUUGAUAUGCUGAAAAGAGAUAACAAUGAUGUACCUCAGAUUGUUAUUUUGGGACCUCCUGCAACUGGAAAGAGAACUAUUGCCAAGAUGGUGUCCAGCAAACUCCGAACUGCCCAUCUUACACCAGACAACCUUGUAACUGAGGCAGAAACAGAUUUGAAGGUUCAGGCACAACAGUUCAUCAAGAAAAACCAGACAAUUCCUACCGAAUUAUGGAUGACAAUCAUUGGGGAGCGUAUGAAGCUGUUUGAUUGUGUAAAGAAGGGCUGGGUGAUGGAAGGAUUUCCACAGACGCGCGAACAAUGCCUAGCUCUCCAGUCUGCGGGCAUAUAUCCUAAACACUGCGUGAUCCUGGAGGCGCCUGACACUGUUCUGAUUGAACGAGCCCAGGGCAAGAGGGUGGACCCUGUAAAUGGAGAUAUUUACCACACAACAUUUGACUGGCCAUCCAACCCUGACAUUCAGGGUCGUUUGAAGGAGGUCGAGGGCUACACAGAGGAAGACAUGAUUAACAAGCUGAUUGUCUACCAUCGCCAUUUUGACGGCAUUGCAGACUGCUACAAGAAAUGCUCGAAAACCAUCAACGCUGACCAGCCUAAGGCUGACGUGUUCUCACAAGUGUACACAUUCUUGAGCGGCCAGUCUCGGUCCAACGCCCCCCACACCCCCAGGAUAGUUCUUCUGGGUGCUACAGGGUCGGGCAAAGGUGUGCAGGCUUCACUGCUGGCUAACAAGUACAAUAUUGUCAAUGUGUCAUGUGGCCACCUGAUGAAACAAGCCAUCGUAGAUGAGACCAAGCAAGGCCAGGCUGCCAAAGCCUACAUUGACAAGGGCAUGAUGGUACCAGACAACAUAGUGAUGACAAUCCUAUGUAACCGCCUUUCCCAGCUAGACUGUGUCACACGGGGCUGGGUUUUACACGGCUACCCUCGCUCCAGGGAGCAGGCAGAAACAUUAACCAAGGAUGGAUUUGUGCCCAACAGGGUAUUCUUCCUGGAUGUACCAAACGACAGUGUUAUGGAGCGACUAACUCUUCGCCAAUCUGACCCAAUCACCGGUGAACGCUACCAUAUGAUGUAUAACCCUCCCCAGACGCAGGAAGUCAAGGAACGUUUAUGUCAGCAACCCAGCGACACUGAAGACGCAGUUCGCCAGAGGCUUGCUCAGUAUCACACCUACGUUGAGGAGAUUGCAGACUUUUAUCUGGAUGCCCAGCAUGUGAAUGCCGAUCAAGACCCACACACGGUGUUUGAAUGCAUUGAAAGCAUGGUUGUUAACCCACUGCCUAAGCACUUCCCAUAGACACUUUGUUAUUGACUAUUAGUGAAAGUAUACAAGAGCUUUAGGUUUAUAAAUGGCUGUACAUGUAUGUUACCAUAAACUGCGGUUUUUCAGCAUUUAGCAAGCAGUAAGUAAGAACUUGGAACGAAUCUUGGCUUGUAUCUUGGAUUGUUUGAAUGUAUCUAAAUCUAAGUAAUCAGGAAUAAGUGAAAAAUAUCUUCAGUCUACAGUACCUAGGUCUGACUAGAUUAGACUUUGACAUGUGACUUUUAGUGCAUACAUAGUUUUCAUUACAAUCCAGUUUAAAUUGUAAAAAGAAAAGUUGUAUAUUUGACCAAACAAUGUACAUUAUGUUUACAUCUUUGAAGUUAAUAUUUGUUGCAUAUAUGAAAAUAUUUUACGAAAAUCUCUGUUGUCUGUGAUAUAUCUUUUUAAUUAAAUAUUCAU